Molecule: messenger RNA, 1940 nt
Organism: Impatiens glandulifera
Lineage: Eukaryota; Viridiplantae; Streptophyta; Magnoliopsida; Ericales; Balsaminaceae
Product: probable U3 small nucleolar RNA-associated protein 7
Exons: 8
Coding region: 141-1742 (533 amino acids)
Biological process (GO): maturation of SSU-rRNA from tricistronic rRNA transcript (SSU-rRNA, 5.8S rRNA, LSU-rRNA)
Cellular component (GO): nucleolus; small-subunit processome; 90S preribosome
Molecular function (GO): protein binding
Source: RefSeq, a predicted model, not a curated record
UUCAACCUACAACAGUAAGGAAGGAGCUAAAGUACGCUUAUUACUCUCUCAUCUCACCACAGCCGACGCCACCCCUCUUCUCCGACCGACGAGAACCUCUCUUCUUGCUCCAGCAGUGGAAAACCCUAAGUUAUUAUCAGAUGGGAGAGUCAAAAGAGAUUGACGAACUUCCCAAAGGAAAGCCUCCUUCUGAAGAGGAAAUUGGUGAUGAGAUGGAUUUGAAGUUAAAAAAGUAUCUUCGAGGGGCAAGUGUUAAUUUAGAGGGUCUGAAAGAUAAAAAACUUAAGGGCCAACUUGCUGUUAGAGAAGAUUUAUUUGGAAAAUCUGCAAAAGCUGCUGCCAAAGCGGAGAAGUGGCUUAUGCCUAAUGAAGGGGGUUAUUUAGAGGCUGAAGGAAUGGAGAAGACUUGGGGAAUUCGACAAGAGGCAAUUGUAAAAGAAGUUGAUAUCUUGAGUUCAAAGAAUCAGUAUGAUAUCGUCUUACCAGAACUUGCUCCGUAUACAUUGGAUUUUGCAUCCAGUGGUCGCUAUAUGGCAGUUGCUGGUCGUAAGGGGCAUUUGGCCAUUAUGGAUAUGAAUAAGUUGGCACUCAUUAAAGAAAUGCAGGUUAGAGAAACGGUUCGUGAUGUUGUGUUUUUGCACAAUGAGCUAUUCUUUGCUGCUGCCCAGAAGAAGUACACUUACAUUUAUAACCGAGAGGGUACAGAGCUUCAUUGUCUCAAGGAGCAUGGUCCAGUUUUGAAGCUACAAUUUCUGAAGAACCAUUUUCUUUUGGCCUCCCUUAACAAAUUCGGCCAGCUUCAUUAUCAAGACGUUACUACUGGUGAGAUGAUUGGAAAUUACAAAACAGGGCUUGGUCGCUCUAAUGUAAUGCAGGCCAAUCCUUACAACAGUGUCCUCUCUGUCGGUCAUUCUAACGGUACAGUUACCAUGUGGAAACCGACUUGUGCCACACCCUUAGUCAAGAUGUUGUGCCAUCAAGGCCCGGUUACAGCUCUUGCAUUUCACUCUCACGGCCAUCUCAUGGCAACCUCUGGCAUGGAGCGGAAAAUAAAGAUUUGGGAUUUGCGGAAAUUCGAGGUUCUCCAAACCCUGCCCUCCACACAUGCAAAGACAUUGGAUUUCAGCCAGAAAGGCUUGCUUGCCGCAGCCACUGGAUCUUUUGUACAGGUUUUUGGGGAUUUCUCAGGAACUCAAAACUAUAGCCGUUAUAUGACUCAUUCUAUGGUAAAGGGGUAUCAAGUUGGGAAGGUAUUGUUUCGACCCUACGAGGAUGUGUUGGGUUUAGGUCAUUCGGCGGGUUGGUCCUCUAUUCUUAUCCCGGGUUCAGGAGAGCCCAAUUUCGAUUCUUGGGUGGCGAAUCCGUUUGAAACAUCGAAACAGAGGAGGGAGAAGGAAAUUCGCACUCUUCUCGAUAAGCUACCGCCUGAGACCAUCAUGCUUGAUCCUAACGUGGUGGGUAAUGUGAAAACCAUGAGGAAAAAAGAGAAGCCAACGAAGAAGGAGAGAGCGGAGGAGAUGGAAGCUGCGGUUGAAACUGCAAAGGGGGUGAGGAUGAAAAAGAAGACUAAAGGUAGGAAUAAACCAAGUAAACAGGCCAAGAAGAGGGAGGAAUUGGUUGUGAAAGCCAAGAGACCUUUCAUGGAAGAGAAGGUUGAGGGCGCGAAAAGGCGUAAGAUGGGUGAUGAAAGUGAACUUCCGAAAUCAUUGCAGAGGUUUGCCCGAAAGAAAUCAGAUUCAUGAUCAUAUCUCCAUUCUUCUAAAGUCGAAACUGACAAAUUAUCCAGGUUGAAAAUUUUGUCCAAUGGCUUGUGUUUUUAGUUUGUAAAAUCUUCAGAAGUGGGAAAAUCUUUAUUUAUUACUUCCCGGGUUCACGAAUAAUAUUUCAUUUAACAAUUUGCUAGAGUGUAUUUUUUAAAGAAUAUUUUUCAAAUAGUUUAG